Caenorhabditis briggsae is the source of this 543-nucleotide messenger RNA. It is a transcript of the gene Cbr-sod-1, whose product is annotated as Protein CBR-SOD-1. The coding region runs from base 1 to 543 and encodes 180 amino acids. NCBI's taxonomy places the organism in Eukaryota, Metazoa, Nematoda, Chromadorea, Rhabditida, Rhabditidae. Gene Ontology annotation, biological process: removal of superoxide radicals. The record is from RefSeq and is a predicted model, not a curated record. The transcript has 5 exons. Gene Ontology annotation, molecular function: copper ion binding; superoxide dismutase activity.
AUGUUUAUGAAUCUUCUCUCUCAAGUCUCCAAUGCGAUUUUUCCUCAGGUCGAAGCCGCUCAAAAAAUGUCCAACCGCGCCGUCGCUGUUCUUCGAGGAGACGUUGUCUCUGGCACUAUUUGGAUUACUCAGAAUUCGGAGAGUGACCCAGCUGUGAUCGAGGGAGAAAUCAAAGGACUCACUCCCGGACUUCACGGUUUCCACGUUCACCAGUACGGAGAUUCCACCAACGGAUGUCUCUCUGCUGGACCUCAUUUCAACCCAUUCGGCAAGACCCACGGCGGACCAAACUCUGAAACCCGCCAUGUCGGAGAUCUCGGAAACGUCGAGGCAGGAGCGGAUGGUGUUGCCAAAGUUCAUAUCACUGAUAAACUCAUCACUCUUUACGGAGCCAACACAGUUAUUGGACGCUCGAUGGUGGUCCACGCUGGACAAGAUGAUCUCGGCCAAGGAGUUGGUGAUAAGGCUGAAGAGUCGGCGAAAACUGGAAAUGCUGGUGCCCGUGCUGCAUGCGGUGUCAUCGCUCUCGCCGCCCCGCAGUGA